Clavispora lusitaniae ATCC 42720 is the source of this 465-nucleotide messenger RNA. RefSeq lists its product as uncharacterized. The record is from RefSeq and is a predicted model, not a curated record. Lineage: Eukaryota; Fungi; Ascomycota; Pichiomycetes; Serinales; Metschnikowiaceae.
AUGGCCCAAAUCUCCGCUCCAGACCCCACAAUACAAGGUGCUGGCCGCCUUGCGCCGGAGGGAGCGCCAGAUCUUUUGCGCCUCUCUCCUGUUCGUCGUUCAGGCUCGCCGCUCCGAAGAAAGCAAAUCAGCGAGCUUGAGAGCGCAAAAAGACCCCGGCUGGUGAGCCCAAGGGCGUCCCGGACAGACCUUGAAGGUUCUACAAGCUCUCGGCGAAGUCUUCUGCCGCACAAAAUGGCUCGAUUCGAGAACCUGCCGCCGGAGCUGGCCGAUCUGACCUUACAUACUUUAGUUGAGCUGGUGGAUAGAGUGGCUAGUACAUUUGCAUCAACAGCGACGUCACUCCGUGACAUGAAGCUUCUGCAACAAGAAUUGGCAGAUGAAAUGGCUCAAAUGCGGAGAAGCAUUCAGUCGUUGCAGAAAGACGUUGCGUGGCUUAUAGAACAAGCAAAAGACAAAAAGUGA